Callithrix jacchus (white-tufted-ear marmoset) is the source of this 1730-nucleotide messenger RNA. It is a transcript of the gene MAGEB3, whose product is annotated as MAGE family member B3. Gene Ontology annotation, cellular component: nucleus. The record is from RefSeq and is a predicted model, not a curated record. Gene Ontology annotation, biological process: negative regulation of transcription by RNA polymerase II. Lineage: Eukaryota; Metazoa; Chordata; Mammalia; Primates; Cebidae.
GCAGGGCUCUGGCUCAUGCUUGUAAUCCCAGCAUUUUGGGAGGCUAAAGUCGGCAGCAUCACUUGAGCCCAGGAGUUCAUGGACCAGGGGAUGGAGGUUGCAGUGCCUAUAUCACCUGCUCUUCUGCUGACACUCCUGCCUGCUGUUCUUGACCAUAGCCAUCAUGCCUCGGGGUCAGAAGAAUUCGCUCCAUGCACCUGAGAAACGCCAACAGACCCGUGGUCAGACCCAGGGUCGCCAGGGUGCUCAGGCCACUGCAACUAAGUGGAAAAAAGUAUCCUUUUCAUCCCCUCUUGUUUUGGGGGCUACUAUCCAGAAAAAGUCUGCUGGAAGGUCAAGUAGCAUUCUCAAGAAGCCUCGGAGAGCACUAUCCACCACCAUAUCGGUAGAUGUUUCUCACAAAAAGUCAUGCAAGGGAGCCAACAGCAAAAUUGAGAAAAAGCACGGCUCCUCUCGGGGCCUAUCCUCCACUGUGCGGUCUCACACAGAUCUUCUAACCACGAAGACAAAUAUGUUGGUGCACUUCUUGAUGGAAAUGUACAAAAGGAAAAGGCCCAUUAUGAAAGCAGAUAUGCUAAAAAUUUUCCAUAAAAGGUAUGAAAAUCGCUUCCCUGAGAUCCUUAGAAAAGCUUCUUUCAACAUGGAGGUGGUAUUUGGUGUUGACUUAAAAGAAAUUGAUUCUAGCAAGAACUCCUAUAUCCUUGUUAGCAAAAUGGAUCUCCCCAACAAUGGGAAGGUGACUCGUGGCAGGGGGUUUCCCAAGACAGGUCUCCUGCUGAAUCUUCUGGGUGUGAUCUUCAUGAAGGGCAACUGUGCCACUGAGGAGAAUAUCUGGGAAUUCCUGAAUAAGAUGAGAAUAUAUGAUGGGAAGAAACACUUCAUAUUUGGGGAGCCCAGAAAGCUCAUCACCCAAGAUUUGGUGAAGCUUAAAUACCUGGAGUACCGACAAGUGCCCAACACUAAUCCUGCACGCUAUGAAUUCCUGUGGGGUCCAAGAGCCCAUGCUGAAACCAGCAAGUUGAAAGUCCUGGAGUUUUGGGCCAAGGUCAAUCAAACUGUCCCCAGUGCAUUCCAGUUCUGGUAUGAAGAGGCUUUGAGAGAUGAGCAAGAAAGAGCCCUAGCUGCAGCUACAUUCAAUGAUGGCAGUGAUGCCAUGGGCAGAAAAUGUUCCAAGGCCAAGGCUAGCAGCUCGUCCCACGCCUAGUGAAGUUGAAGCAAAUUUUUCAUCUUGUGGUUAAAAAGGGCAGUCACUGUUCCGAGGAGUGAAGGGCUGGGUGUUACUGGAGGGAACACACUGUAUAAUACCUUUUUGUUCUUGUUCUAAAUGGAUAAUUUGAAGAUUUAUCUGUAUUUUGGGGAGUAUUUUUGAAAUGUUCCUUUUAUUUAACAUUAUAAUCUAAGUUUAGGAUUCAUACUGGUCACAUUUGUUGUUUUUUGGCUUAACAGUAAAAAUUUUGCUAUUUUGUCAAACAGAUUGAGAAAAGUUCCAUCUUAUUUAGUGAUCUGGUGCAAAAUAACCUGGAAUUAGAAUAAGCAUUUUCUUGAAAUUUUUUCUUAAAAAGCAGUAAAAUGUAUGGGAUUAAGAAAUAUAGAAAGAGAGUAAGAUGGUCAACAUUUUGUUUCCUAAGUGUCUUUGCUCUGUCUUUUAAUAAAAUGAAAGAUAAAUAACCAUAUAUGUCUGGCUUGUUUAAUAAUAUAGAAUUAAAUCAUAAUAAAUUAGACCUCAUGCU